Gigantopelta aegis is the source of this 2343-nucleotide messenger RNA. Its product is annotated as zinc finger HIT domain-containing protein 2-like. The transcript has 11 exons. Bases 35 to 1279 code for a protein of 414 amino acids. Lineage: Eukaryota; Metazoa; Mollusca; Gastropoda; Neomphalida; Peltospiridae. The record is from RefSeq and is a predicted model, not a curated record.
AUUGCGGAGGAAAAUUACAACCAUCGUCCAAACAAUGGCGGCGCCCAUGGAUCGAUUGAACAAUCUUGGACUUGAAAAUUCGGACAUAAAUGAGUCUUUGUCAAAACAAAAUCAAGAAAUAUGUAGUCUGUGUCUGAAGGAGUCGUCUCGCUACACCUGUCCUCGGUGUAAUGUCCGCUACUGCUCACUAGCAUGUUACAGGAGCGAGAAACAUGGAGGCUGCUCAGAAGCUUUCUACCACGACUGUGUUGUUGAAGAUUUGGCCGAUACUGCAGCAAGUUCUGAUGAUCAGAAACAGGUUAUGGACAUCCUGGAACGACAGAAAGUUGUAGCACAGGAGGAGGAAGAGGAAUUGAAUGAAGUGGAAGACCAGAUUGACCUUGAAGAGAGAUUAUAUGGCCUUGACCUCGAUGGUGACAGUGCUGAGAUCUGGAAUCGACUGACAGAGAAAGAGAGAAACGAGUUUAAUCAGAUGUUGGAGGAUGGGCGACUGGCCAACCUCGUGACAGUGUGGACUCCGUGGUGGAAUGUUCAGAAUAAAGAGAUGGUGUUAGAAGUCGAUGUUGAAGAAAAGCUGUUACCUGGACAACCGCCCAUUGUUGAAAACCUUCCGGAUAUUACUAAACUGCUAACAAAAUCACAUCCAUCCUCCGAUAUUCGCUAUAACAUGGUGAAUGUUUUGUAUUCUUAUGCUUUUGUGUGUAGACUGCACAAUGGAGGCCAUGUGGAUUGUCCGACUGAUGCAGUUCAGGACCUGCUGGCUGUGUGUAGAGUUCUCGACCAGACUGUGGUGUGUACCAGUGUGGGAGAAGCCUUACAGAUGUGUCUAAACAAUGUACAGACAAGUUGUACCCGCUGGAACGUGACGUCCGAGUUUAUGCUGAGUGUGAUUGCCGAUGUGAAGAAACUCAUCUCCGGUCCUCACAAGAUCCUCCCUCUCAACUUCAUGUUGUCUGCACUCUCCGAUAUCAUACACCUGUUGAAAACCGCUCACACAGCAAUACAAACAGAUAGCAAGUGUUCAUCAUCAAAGUACAAGUAUAAUAAAAAGGUUUUGAAGAAAAGAAUAUUCCAUGCGGACAAGAAAAGCAGGUUUCUUCUCAGUUGGUGUCAGAGAUACGGAAUGGCCGUUCAGGAGCUGGUACCAGAGAUAACACUGGAAAUGGAAAUGAGGUUGUCGGAUGUGAGUGACGUGACGAAGACCAAGCAACAGCUAGAGGAACAGUGGGGAGGAGUGAAACCGAAACCGAAAACACAGUUAAUACAGGAGAUCGGGUGAAACCGAAACACAGUUAAUACAGGAGAUCGGGUGAAACCGAAAACACAGUUAAUACAGGAGAUCAGGUGAAACCGAAACUGAAAACACAGUUAAUACAGGAGAUCGUGUGAAACCGAAACACAGUUAAUACAGGAGAUCGUGUGAAACUGAAAACACAGUUAAUACAGGAGAUCGGGUGAAACCGAAACACAGUUAAUACAGGAGAUCGGGUGAAACCGAAAACACAGUUAAUACAGGAGAUCAGGUGAAACCGAAACUGAAAACACAGUUAAUACAGGAGAUCGGGUGAAACCGAAAACACAGUUAAUACAGGAGAUCGGGUGAAACCGAAACACAGUUAAUACAGGAGAUCGGGUCUGCAGAAAAAGAAAAAAAAUCAUUCAUGCAAAGAACUGAAAUAUACACUGGAAAUUUGGGUGAAGCUGCACAAGAAUGUCAUUCACUAGAGUACAAAUAUGGGUAUAUUAUGGAAAAAAAGUCUUGAAAUCUGUACAUUAAGGCCAUCUCAGAUUUACUGAAUAAUGUUGCUCAUAUUUAGUAUUCAAUAUCAGAACACUGCCGAUUAAUCAGCGAACUAUUGAAUGGAAGAAAAAAGAACUUGAAUGAGACCAUCAAACACAGUAGUUCUGUUGUUAAAGAAAUAUUGGGUCAACCAAACCGAUUCCUGAAAUCAAAUAAUGAAAACCAUUCCACUACCCACAAACUGAUAGAGAUUGCUGUGGAUGAGAUGGUAGGAAGCUAUGCAGCCCUCUACAUUCACUUUUUCAUCAAGGAGCCCGAUGGCACUUGUAUUUUUUUUUAUAUACAUAGUAUGAAAUCUUUUGAUUGCCAAAUGAAUAAAAUGAUCACAUAUGUGACCAAAUCAAUCGCAAUGUAGAGGGCUGAAGCUAUGUCAUCUGGAGAAAAACUGGAAAAUUUAGUUACCGAUUUGAGUAUGGGUGAUACAUAUGAAUGACAAACAGGCUCUGUGGAGUUUUUGUUAUUGAACAAAUUCUAGCAAGAAAAGUUUUACAUGUAAUAAAUAAAUGGUUGUUAAAUACCAAAAUUCACAUAAUUACUGAUUU